Messenger RNA from Zea mays, 1408 nucleotides. RefSeq lists its product as uncharacterized. Bases 105 to 1175 code for a protein of 356 amino acids. NCBI's taxonomy places the organism in Eukaryota, Viridiplantae, Streptophyta, Magnoliopsida, Poales, Poaceae. The transcript has 11 exons. The record is from RefSeq and is marked validated.
AUUUUACGGCCACAAAAAAUGUAUAAAAUAGGAAAUGGGAAAACCCCAUCACAGCUCCACGCCUCCACUGCUAUCCCUCUCUUCCUCUCUGCUUUCCCCUUCCAAUGGAAUCCUGUAGCUUCCGUGCCGCAACCGCGCCUUCUCCCUUUCCCUCCGCUCCUUCUUCAUCUUCAUCCCCGCGCGCCCCAUGCCCCAUACUCCGAUUUCCCAGGCCAAGAAAAGGGAGGCAGAUUGGGGUGCGGAGGAGGGCGUCCGGAUUUGAUGCCUUCGCGUCUUUCGCCGGCAAGGUCUUCGUGGAUGAGGCGAUUGGAGCGGAAUAUGGGGAGGGCUUCGAAACAUUUCGAAUGGAUGGACCACUCAAGGUUGAUGUGGAUUAUCUGAAUGAAAAAUUGCAAGAGUGCUUCCUUCAAAGGAUAAGGCAUGCUAUGAAGCCGGAUGAGGCGUUUGGUCUAAUUUUUUCGUGGGACAAUGUUAUUGCUGAUACAGACUCGCUAAAGUUGAAUGCUUGGAGACAACUUGCUUUGGAGGAAGGUAAGGAUAUCCCAAGUGGUGCUCAUGUCCGGAAGAGCAUUAUUCAUGGUGCUGCUGACCAUGUUCUUAGAAAGGUUUUGUACUGGGCAAAAGAGGAAGAUAAAAUGGAAAAAUUGAAGGCACGCCUUAUAGAGUUGUACUACGAGAACCUGUUCAAACUCGAUACACCUGUAGAAGGAUUGAGAGAAUGGCUGGAUGCUGUUCAGACAGCAGGGAUACCUUGUGCUGUCGCAUCACCCCUUGACAGGAGAUGCAUGAUCGAAGCUUUGGAUCGGAUGGCGCUAAGCAAAUAUUUCAAGGCGAUCGUGACUGACGAAGAUGAUAUGGAGUCGAUAGCAAAUCGAUUUCUGUCAGCUGCUAUGAAGUUGGAUCGUAAACCCUCGAAGUGUGUGGUGUUCGAGGAUGACCCAAGGGGCGUCACAGCCGCCCACAACUGUACAAUGAUGGCAGUCGCAUUGAUUGGUGCUCAUCCAGCGUAUGAGUUGGUACAGGCAGACCUUGCCAUUGCAAAGUACAGCGAGCUCUCAGUGAUCAACCUCAGAAGGCUGUUUGCGAACAAGGGAAUCAGCUUCAUGGACUUGCAGAAGCAGAUAAUCGAGAAGUCACCUCCCAAGAGGAGGCUGACAGUAGACACCAUUUUCUGAUAGAUACACUUUUAUUUGGUGUCUGCCUGUUGUUCUUGAGUAGCCAACAACCUUCGGCAUUAUGGCGGUGGCGUUGUAUAUAAGAUAGUGCUGAUGUUAGGUGAUCCGCUGUGUACCUCCUUGUGAAUGCAAUGCGGUAGUUCCAUCAAGGUACCAUGAGGAAGACUGCUGCAACAAUGUUGUUGCUGAUGUAAGCUGAUAUUAUUCAAAUUUAUUCAUAUUUCAUGGUCGAU